GCAUGCGGGAUCUAGUUUCCUGACCAGGGGUCAAACUCGGACCCCCUGCAUUGGGAGUGCGGGGUUUUAAUCAUUGGACCACCAGGGAAGUCCCCAAAAUACUUUAAAUUAUAGCAACUUAAGGCCCAGUGUAAUAGAGUCUCUUAACACCUGAAACUAAAAGGGCCUCUAAUGUCCUAACUGCACAUUUCCCUCCCCAUUCUACUCCCACAGAUAAGGUCCUGUAAUCAGACAGUCCUCCUGUUUUACCAAGGCAACCAGGUGUACCUGUGGUUCUUGCUUUUCCCUGAGUAGCGAGUUUCACUUCCCUACCAGCCCGCAAGAUUAUUCAGAAAAGCCAGUCCCAUCCUCUCACAGGAACCAGGGGUAGCUGCAUCCUCUUGAUAGUACAGAGCCAUUUCCCACAACCCCUAGUUGUUCCCUCUGUUCCCAGGUGCGCUACCUGUGUGACCUUGGAUGGCAUGUGGUGCCCUCUUGCCUGGCCUGUGAAUAUGCAUAACUAGUAAACUUAUGUAGAUCUCACCUGUCCAGUGUGAGAUGUCAUGUGUUCAGCUAUUCCAUUACCCCAGGGCAGGAAUCCUGCCACCAACAGAGUGACUAGAAGGCAGUUAAUACAGUUGGCAUCAUGAGCAGGAUUACCCAUCCAAGACAGGUCACCUAGUCAGUAUUAGCUCAUUGCUCUUGGCUAACUGGUUCUGUGAUGUGGCAGAGGCCACUUGGGAUAGAACCACCAAUCGCUGGUAGGCUUGCACUUUGGCCUGCUCUGCUCUGUGGUCUUUUGGAGUGUCGCUCUCCCUUCCCACUCUGAGAGGCUGUUGUCGCUAAGAGAGAAUUAUUAAUUGGCUAUGCCCCUGUGUGGCUUGCCAUUGGGUUCAGUCUGUUUGGCAGGUGGUCUCUGAGCUACCUAUGAGGCCGGCUGCUGGACUUUGAUACUCUCCCUUGUAACCACCCAGAAGGUCCAUGCCAUGGGUGAUUGGAUAGAGACAGAAACUGGAAGCCGAGACUUUACAUGGCUAGAAAUCCAAAAUAACCGAGGAAAUUUGCACAGAGAAAACAGAAAGAAACCUGCGUGGCAGAAAAAAAGACCACAGCCAUGGCAGACAGAGGAUGUUCAAUCAGUCAACCUCUGGGUUAUGGGCCCAGCAUGCUUUUGCUGCACCACCUGCUACCUAUUUCUGUGUUGUAAAAAAAAAAAAAAAAGAAAAGAAAAAAAAUUCUGUGCUCGUAGUUAGAGGGGAAAACUCCCAUCCUGUGGCACAGCAAAGACGUUAAUUCAAAUGCAACUUAAGCCUGGGAUCCUUAAGCCAUAUGCAGAAACCAUUGCCAUGGAGCAGGCCCCUAACCCUGACGAUCCUGAUCGGACGCUCUCUGGAGACGGAAAUUUGUAAGUUUGAUUAGAGUAAAAAGAACCCCUCCUCCUCAGAAGUAUAUCCAGUAACCACAAAAAGAAAAGAAAUGGAAAGAAAGAAUGAAGGGAGGGAGGCAGACUUAGACACAGGGAGAGGAAACAACAGAAUAACUGAUACAAAGGUCCACAGUUUUUUGUUUUUGUUUUUAAUUGAGGUAUAGUUGCUGUACAAUAUUAUGUAAGUUAGGUCCACAGUUUGACCCAAUUGGAAAUCCAGAAUUUACUAAUAUAAUUUAUACAACAAAAGAUAAAAGGGUGCUGAUUGGCUUUUAUACCUUCCAAAUUAACUUUAGUGUUAACUCUAGUAUCUGCUGAAAUGUACCAUUGUCAAACUUUCAUGGCCUUAAUACAGGGUUCAAGUUAUAGUUAUAGCUGAGCAUCCCACUAAAUGUAAUCACGUUACCCCUAAAAUCUUAAGAGGAGUUAUUGAACAUAAAAUAGUGUUAUAGACUCAAUUGUGUAUUGCUCCAAAAUUCGUAAUGUUGAAAUCUAAUCGCCAGUGUGAUGGUAUUUGGAGGUUGGGCUUUUGAGGGUGAUUGGGUUAUGAGGACAGAGCCCUUAUGAAUGGGGUUAGUGCCCUUACAAUAGAAACUCCAGAGAAUUCCCUUGCUGCUUCUGUCAUAUGAGGACUUAGGAAAAGACAGCCAUCUGUGAACCAGGAAGUGGGUCCUCACCAGACAUCUGGCACCUUGAUCUUGGACUUCUCAGCCUCUAGAACUGUGAGAAAUAAAUUUUUGUUGUUUAUAAGGCACCCAGUCCAUUGUAUUUUAUUAUAGCAGCCCAAACAGACUGAGUCAUUGAGAAGAAAUAGACAGUAUUUCUGUUGGUUAAGGUGAAACAUCCUAAGAUUCAUGGUACCCAUUGAUUUAAUUUUAACAUAAUCCCAUAGAAGGCAUGGAUGCUCUGAUCCAGUGAAUAAUAAAAUUAUAUUUUUGGCACUUACAAAUUGACAAAAUGGGACCCCGUGUACCGUAUACCCCAACUGAAACCAUUAUAAAGACCUAUCUAGAGAAGUGGUUAUCACCUCUGCUUCUCUGUUUAAUGGUCCAGUUUAGCUUAUUCUUAGUCUGGAAAUAAUGAUGGUGCUUCACAAGGGAUUAUCACAACCUUAAUGCUAUGGCCCAUCUGUUAAGGACCCAGUACCCAAUUUAUUAAAAUUAUUGCUUCCAUCCAAAUAGCAAGUAGUAAAUAUUUUCUUAUUCCAGGUUUGGCUAAUAUGUUCUGUUCAGUGCUCUUUUCAACAGCCUCUCAGCCACAGUUUGCCUUCACCUCUGAAGGGACACCAGACACCUUUACCAGGCUACCCGUGGGAUACCUCAGCAACUCUGCCAUUGCAGUCUUCGUGGGCAAUACCUUAACUGCAUCCAGUUUUCUCCAGGAGCACAGGUGUAGCCCCUCAGUUCUUUACAUUCUUCCAGGAGCAGCAGAAAAUGAUCACAUCCCAGGGAUCACUGUCAUUCAGGGAUGUGACUGUGGGCUUCACCCAGGAGGAGUGGCAGCACCUGGACCCUGCUCAGAGGACGCUGUACAGGGACGUGAUGCUGGAGAACUACAGCCACCUCAUCUCAGUAGGGUUUUGCAUCCCUAAACCGGAAGUGAUCCUCAAGUUGGAGCAAGGAGAGGAGCCAUGGAUAUUGGAGGAAGAGUCCCCAAGCCAGAGUGUCCCAGAAUUAAUUAAUAGCAGUAGAAACUAUUCAAGAAAGAAGUUUGAUGAGUUUAACAAAGGUAGAAAAUGGUUCCAGGAUGACAAGCAUGAAGGAAUUCACUCUGAAGAGAAACCUUAUGAAUAUAAUAAAAAUGGGAAUGGCCUCUGUCUUAAUGAAGACUCUGUUCAGCCUCAAAAAAUUCAAAUUUUGGAGCAACCUUUUGAAUACAGUGAAUGUAGGAAAGCUUUCCAUGAGAAUUCACUCUUUGUUAUACAUAAGAAUCCUUACACAGGACAGAACACCUGUGAAUACACUGAAUACAGAAAAACCUUCUGUGAUAUGUCAUCUCUCUUUGCUCAUCAGAGAACACAUCCAAAAGAGAAUCACUAUGAAUUUAAUGAAUGUGGAGAAAAUUUCUUUGAGGAAUCCAUUCUCUUUGAACAUAAUGUUCACCCUUUGAGCCAGAAGUCAGAUCUCAUUCCAAUUCAGAGAAGCCACUCAAUUGACAAUAUUAUUGGAUAUAAUGAAUGCGGAAACUUUUUCAAUGAAAAAUUAGUCUUUGGCAUACAAACAGGAGAAAAACCCUAUGAAUGUCAUGAAUGUGGAAAAACCUUCAACAAGAAGUCAGCCCACACAAGACAUCGGAGAACCCACACUGGGGAAAAAUCCUGUGAAUGUCAUGAAUGUGGGAAAACUUUCUGCAAGAAUUCAGACCUCGUUAAACAUCAGAGAGUUCAUACAGGGGAGAAACCUUAUGAAUGUCAAGAAUGUGGGAAAUCCUUCAGUGAAAAGUCAACCCUCACCCAACAUCAUAGAACACACACAGGGGAGAAACCAUAUGAAUGUCAUGAAUGUGGAAAAUCCUUCUCAUUUAAGUCAGUCCUUACUGUACAUCAGAAAACACACACAGGGGAGAAGCCCUAUGAAUGCUAUGAAUGUGGGAAGGCCUUUCUCAGAAAAUCAGACCUCAUUAAACAUCAAAGAACUCACACAGGAGAAAAACCUUAUGAAUGUAAUGAAUGUGGGAAAUCCUUCUCUGAGAAGUCAACUCUCACUAAACAUUUGAGAACUCACACAGGCGAGAAGCCCUAUGAAUGUACUGAAUGUGGAAAAUUUUUCUGCUACUACUCAGGUUUCACAGAACAUCAGAGGAGACAUACAGGAGAGAAACCUUUUGGAUGUAAUGAAUGUGGGAAAAACUUCCGUCAGAAAUCAGCCCUAAUUGUUCAUCAGAGAACUCACGUAAGACAGAAACCCUAUGAAUGUAAUGAAUGUGGAAAGUCAUUCUGUGUGAAGUCAAAACUCACUGCACAUCAUAGAACACACACCGGGGAGAAACCGUAUGAAUGUAAUGUUUGCAGGAAAUCAUUCUAUGUGAAGUCAAAACUUACUGUACAUCAGAGAACACAUUUGGGGAGAAACCCUAUAAAUAUAAUAAAUGAGGGAAAUCACUCUGGGUGAAGUCAAGAGUUUAUAUAACAAAGAACACAAAGCAGGGAGAAAAGAUUUUGAGAACAUCUUUGGUCUAAAGUCAGUUCUCGUAAUACAGCAGAGAACUUACAGAGGGAAGAAAAUAAUAUGAAGAUAUUCUGGACAUAGGAAAACUUUCUACUGGAAUUUGAACCAUACAGUGUAUCAGAAAGCUCAGAGUACAGAAAACCUAUUGGUGAAUGAAUACAGGGAACCUUCUGCCCAAAGCCACACCUCACUAAACAUCAGAGAAAUCACACAGGGUAGAAACCUCUAUCAGUAUUCAUAAAGAAGACUUCAUCCACAGGCCAGAGAAAAUGCACAAACUAUAGCAAGUUAUAGGAAAGCAUUUACUAUGAGUUGGUGUUUUAUUGGACUUGUGUGAAAUGUUUGAAGUAGCAUUUCAGUGGAUAUCAGAUAGUAAUUUAAGUGGGUAGAAGCUUUAAGUUAAACCUAAGCUUACCAUACAUCAGCAAUUUUGAACUGAAGUGUCUGGCAUUUAGGAAAUGUGGAGAAUGUUUGCAUUUAGACAUAGCAUUUAUACAAUUUGGCCUAUUGCUGGGUGUGCUAUUCCUUCCAAUUUAAGGUACUGGACAUCAACUGGAACCAGGGGUUAUAAGCAACUCACGUGUUUAUUGCUGAGGCAUAUGGAAAACAAGGGAAGAUUUUUAGCAAGGGGACCCACCUGCAAGAAGAUUUUCUGAUGUCCAGGUGGAGAGAGAGAGAUAUCCUUGUCUUGGUGAUAUACAUAGGACAGGUGCUUGCCAGCAGGAUUUUUGAUUAAUUGUGAGGCUAAUUUCGAGUGGCCUGUCCUGAAAUGGUGGAUCAAAGGGGCAAUGUAGGUUCCUUGAAUGCAGCUACCUGGUGUAGUGGAAGUGGUAUGAAAUAUAGGUAGUUUCUGCCUUAGCAGUGUUUAACAGUUUGGCCAGAUGCCAUCCUGCUGUGAAGUGACUUACUGCAACCAACUUAACAUGUUUCUUUAAAAAGCAGAACAUUCAUGUACAAACAUAUACACUGUUAAGUAUGGAACUUUAAAAAGCACAAAUAGAUUUUACUACUGAGUAAGAUACAGUAGUUUGCAGCAGACCAGUGCACUCACUAAGAACAACUAGAAAAGCAGUUCACAAAAAGCAUCUAUUUACUUGCAACCUAUUGCAGAAGCAAAGAGGGCUAGAAUGGUAAUAUUCAGGAGAGGAGUGAAUGACAAAGUAUAUGGGAAAAUAUAGCUGUUUUUCCUGGGAGCACUUGCCAAUUCUGGCUACAGGGAGGAACCUGAAUAUUGAGCUUGGCUCAGGCAGAGGGCUAUAGCUUGGUGGGGCAAGGGGGGUUAGGGUGCAGGGAGACCAGAAACCAGGGAAUGGUGAACUUUGCCAGUCAAGGCUGGAGUGAAAAAUUCUGAAACAUGAGAGGCUUCAAACACAUAGCCAGUUUCUCAAAAUUUUGAGAAUACUGACACAGGGCAGGAACUUGAAAAUCUAAUCUCAAAAACACAAGUAGAUUUUCUUUUUCAGUACUGAGAAAUAAAUGAAUAGAAUUCAGGAACUGCCAGUAGGAUGGGCCCCUGGCAAACACAGCAUGCUAUCAAUAAAAGCACAAGGUCAUACCAGAGGUAGAUUGUACCUUACCCAAACUGCAAACAAUCUGAGUCAUAUUUAAAAAUCUACCAGAAAGAAAACUCAUAGGAACAGAUGGCUUCACUGCAGUUAUUCUAAAUAUUAAAAAAAGACAUAAUACCAAACUUUUAUAAACUUUUCCAGAGAUAGGAAUUUUCCUGUUCACUUUAUGAGGCCAGUACAACUUUGAUACCAAAACCUUUAAGACAUUUCAGGAAAGUAAAGUUAUAGGCCACUAUCUUAUGAAUUUAGAUACAAAAUCCUAAAAUUAAAAAAAUUCCAGCCAUAUCAAAGGACAAUAUAUCUUGACUAAAUGAUGUUUACUAGAGGAAUCAAAGGAUAGAUUUAGUAUUUCAAAUUCAAUCCAUUUGGCCUUCUACUCCUCUCUCUCAUUCUCCUUUCUCCUUUUGCACUUUGUAAAUUUCUCUCCUGCCUUCCCUUCCUAGAGUUUAAGAGGCAGAAUAGGCCUGCCGUGAGGGAUGAGAAAGGUGUUGUGGUGAUGUGCCAACCUGCAUCAAGAGUGCUGGGGGCAAAUGGAAGAGAUGGUUAGCAUGGCUGAGAUACUGGUAACAUUGAGCAGAUAAGUAAAUGUACUGAAGAUGAUGAGAGCCAGGUUCCUGUUAGAAAAGGUAUCUAUAAAAAUGGAAAGGGGGGAAGUUAGAAAACCACCUGGAGUGUUGGACUGGAAUGAUACUCAUUUUAACUACACAGAAAUAAUUAUAGUAGUCAUUGUGUGUGUGUUUGUGUGUAUUUUAUGGAUCUGUCUACUGACAGCUCAGUAGCACUGAGCACACCAAUUACCAGGUUAUUAAUUACUAAAUACUAUCCUCCCACCAAAAAUGGAGCAGGUCUCUGGAGUGAUAGCUUAUUCCAAGUCAGAGAUGGGGAGAAAUAUCUAUCAGACAAUAAGAAAAUGUUCUAAGAAUUAUGGAAACAUGUCAAAAGAACCACCUUGGACAGGUUCCAGUGGCCAAAUUUGAGACAGUUUGAACAUCAAAACAAAUAACAAUAGCAUCAUAAUAUAAAUGACUUAAAAAUGUGAAUCCAAUAAUUUGUACAGAUAUAAAUAAGUGCAUAAAUACAUAGAGGAGGGAAAGCUUUCUUUAUAAGCCAACUAAUAAAUGUAGGAGGAAUAAUGGCAAUAGAAAAAACACUAUUUGGCAACCAUCAUACUGGUGGUUGAUUCAGUAAGUAGGUGCCAACAUAGGCUAGAGUUUGUGGGUAGAAGUUUAAUGAAGAACAGGUAUUGGCAUUAUCUCCAAAUAUUUCACCACAAAAUACUAAUCAACUACAAAGGUGAAAAUGGUGAUUUUUAUGAUAAACCUGGCAGAAACCUGGCAGACACCAACAUAAUCAAGUGAUCAAAGUUCACUUCACCAAUGGUAGGACAGGUCAACGUAAUGUACUCCCUGGUGAGAUGCUCUGAGAAGAGCCAACACAUUUGUGCUGUAUUCUUACCAAGAAAGCAUAGCCAGAGUAUGCUAAUGCGGAAAUAUCAGAUGAACCCCCUUGAAAGGUUAUAUUAUAGAAUGUAAAGCCUGCAUUUAAAUUGUCAAGGACAUAAAAGGAAAAGACUGGGAGACUGUUCCAGGUUGGACUAGACUGAAGAUGUUUUAAAAUAAAAACAAAAAGGAAAAAUAGAAUAGUUCGGACAAUAAAGAGUGUGUAAAUUCGACGGUAGUGUUUAUUUUCAGACUUGGGUCCAUAGAUAAGUGUUUUGUUUCAGGAAAAUACACACUCAAGUACAUAGGGGAAACGAAGUCUCGUGUCUGCAGGUUAUUUUCAAAUGCUUUAGAAAAAGAGUAAUGAGUAUGUGUGUGUAGAGACAGAGUUCAAGUAUGUGCUCAAGGGACAGAUGGAGGAAAUGCAGUGCACAGGGGGAAAUCGAAAUGAGUUUUUCCUACUAGUGACUUUAGUAAGUUUGAAAUCAUAUCCAAGCAAUACUUAAAAGUUUAAGUUAAUUGAUGUAGCCUACACAUUAGAAAAAAAUAAGUUAAACCAUAUUAGUGUCUCAGUAGAGGUGGAAAACAUUUGAUAGAACUUUACACACAUUCAUGAUUAGAAAACUACACUAGGAAUAGAAGGAAACUUCAUUAAAAACAAGUGAAAAGCUAAUAUACAACAAACAUCAAACUAAGUAGAUGAAUACUGGAAUAUUUCUUCCUGAUAUUAAUAAUGGGACAAGGACCUCCCUGGUGGUGCAGUGGUUAAGAAUCAGCCUGCCAGUGCAGGGGACAUGGGUUCGAACCCUGGUCCAGGAGGAUUGCCACAUGCCACUGAGCAACUAAGCCUGCGUGCCACAACUAC
Delphinapterus leucas (beluga whale) is the source of this 8444-nucleotide messenger RNA. Lineage: Eukaryota; Metazoa; Chordata; Mammalia; Artiodactyla; Monodontidae. The record is from RefSeq and is a predicted model, not a curated record.